Messenger RNA from Cuscuta epithymum, 975 nucleotides. Lineage: Eukaryota; Viridiplantae; Streptophyta; Magnoliopsida; Solanales; Convolvulaceae. The record is from the annotation of a GenBank genome assembly.
CAUGAACUGCAUCUUAAAGUUGGAACACCAGUGAUGCCAAUGAGGAGCAUUGAUCAUUCUCAAGGGCUGUGUAAUGGGACUAGGAUGGUUAUUACGAGAUUAGAUAUAAAUAUAUCGCUCAAUGUCUGCCGAAGCGGUUUUUUUACUCGUCUCCGGAGCUGUCAUACGUUGCCUCCAAGCCGCUCCAAGCCGCGGCUUCAUUCUCGCCAAACCGCUGGUUUUAGGCAGACAAAAUUAUGAGUGGAGAUGCAAGUGGUGGUGUUUUGCAGUAUCGUGCAUUGUUGAGCAUCGAGUAUGUUUGAGUGUUGUUGGGGAUAAACAAUUCGUUGGUGGCAUUUAUGGAACAGUGCAGGUCAAGGACUGGAUGGGCUUGCACCCUGUGUAUGAAAGGAGCUCAGUACACUCAGAGAAGAGAAGUCUGGGAGAUGAUUUAACACUAAUUGGCCCUUCCCACAAAUUUGGCAUCAGUGGUUACGACUGCAAAUCUAUUUGUGUCAAUUUACGAGGGGUGGACCCUGACUUCGAGAUUGCUCGAGGAGAUGUUGUUUGGGAACCGAGAACGGAGAAUGUAACUUUCGCCAACUAUGACAAACGGCUGGAGAGAGUAGUGACUGGAGAAAUGGCAGCGUUGCAGUGGGUUAUUCGGUCAUAACCUAUGCCCUCAAUGCAGCAGUCAAGGUGGUUCUACUCAACACUGGCCAGAAUAAUGAAGAAAAACCAGCAAAUGUGUAUGAUCUGAUAUGACUAUGGAAGUCUGAUAUGAUUUGAUAUGAUUUGGUCUGGUAUGAUCUGAUCUGGUCUGAUAUCGAAAACUGUUCAAAAGAAAACACAUAUAAUCAACAAGUAACAUAAGUGACGAAAAUUAAAGGUAUAACUAAAAUAGUUUUUAACGAGUUUCCACUUUUCUACUGAUGUUUAAAAUAACUAUGAGGGGUUACGUUUUUUUCCAUUGUGUAUUAUUAUUAUUUAUUAUUA